AGGAAAGGAGCAAAGGACCAUCCCGUUGUACAUCCUCGCUGACCCAAUUAGCUUGAGUUGCCAGCUUUCUAAGGUUUCGUUUCAGCUCUUUAUUGCAUCUAUAUUGACUUACUGCACCGAAAGCAUACAUUGCCGUUGAAAGACUUUUUCACAGUUGGAAGGGACCAAAGCAGCUAUUUGGCCCUUGUAGUGUCAGUUCUACUUUAUACAAAUGUGCUGAAGAAUGCAUAGAUGACGGACGUAAAUAGCGCUAGAGACGUCGACGCGUCCCCAGACUUCACCAAUUCUUGGCCGCAAGCCUUGUGCCUAGAGGUUAAUUUAGGACCUCAGGCACCUUUCUUUUGCUCUCAUAUCAUUCUACACGUAAACCACUUCAUCGUUGAAACGUUCCGGAAGACCUUGCAGCUUCGCAACGCGGCUCGAAGGGACUCCACGGCCUACUAGUUAGGAGAACCAUGUAUGCACCCAGCUCAGCGGGCGGGAGUGUUUUCUCCAAAAGAUUCAGGUUGGGUUCGAAGAAUGCUGACGCCGCCGCUGGAGGCCGUGGGGGUGAGGACCUUGACCCCCACCAGGCCAGUAUCGAACAUGCGAUCUUCGGAGUGCUUUUUACGCUCAGCAAGGAGAACAGCGAGACACGCAUUGUGAUCCGCUGGGUGCUCCUGAAGAUCCUGCUGGACGGCUGGCAGCUCUUCACCACCGUCAUAAAGCCCAGUCAGGGGUGGGACAUGCGGGAGGACGGGAAGGCGUGGAAGGUGGUCAGCGUGCUCAGCUUCAACUGGCUAGCAGACCUGGGUUACAGUGCCUACGUGGCGCUGCUGUACGGCAUGGUGGCACUGCUGGCACUCAACAUCGCCCUGUGCGUGUGGGUGGCCUGGUGCUUCAAGGAACAGAAGUUCCCCGUGGUGUGGCCCAUCAAGGUGCUCCGCCUCUUCUCCAGCGUCUUCUUCCAGGCCUUUGACGUGGCCUCGCUGAACCUGCUGCAAGUGGGUAUCUCCUGUCGGCUGACCGGCCCCACCAAGCCGCAUCUGCACCUGGACCUCUUCCCCGCCUACAGCUGCGCCACGAUGCCUCAGGUGGUGCAUGCGGUGGUGUCGGGGGCCAGUCUGCUGGUGUUCAUCCUCCUGGCGCUGCUCACCAACAUGGCGGAGGUGGAGGUCAACCCCAAGAGCCGCCGGCCCAUGGCUCUGGGCCACAGCGGCGCGGAGGUGUCCGCCUUUGCAAUCAAGGUGCUCAUGACCCUGACGGACGUGGUCUUCGGCUGGCGUCGUGUGGCUGCCUGCUGCUACCUGGCCCUCUCUGUGGCCAUAGCCUACCAGUACCUGAGAUGGCGGCCUCACCUGGUGGGCUGGGUGAACCACUUGAAGACCGGCGUCUCCAUCGCGAUCGUGUGGUGCUCCCUCAUGCUCGUCAUCCUGGUGUUCCAACCCAACGUGCCCGAGCACCGCCUGGCAGCCUGGCAGCGGGGCAUGACGGUGGGCAUGCUGGCAGGCAUUGCACCCGCGCUGGGGGGCGGGGCGCUGCUGUCGUGGCUCUUCCUGCGGAGGACGUUUGCGGCGGCGGACAGGAUCAUACAGCAGUCUGCUGCCACCAGCACCCCGCUGCAGGACCUGUGUAUCGACCUGUGCGCCGACCCGCGGGACGUGGAGACGGUAGCCAGGUGCUGCCGGGUGUGGGUGGACCAGCACCACCUGGACAAGGAGGCCAUUGCCAAGGCGCAGGCGUACAUCAAGGCGGGUCUGGAGCUAUUCCCCGGCAAUGCCUUCGUGGCGCUGGUGCAGGCCAACUUCAUGAUAGAUGUACUGGGGGUGGCGCAGAGCGGCAGCAGGCAUGUGGAGGCCGCCGUGAAGCUGAGUCCCGGCAUCGUGACCCGCUUCAUGAUCUUCGUGCGCAUGCAGCAGGCGCAGCAGAAGGCGGUGGGCAGUCACGUGAACGGGGCGGCGGGAUCCAGCAUGGACCUGCUGGGCUACGUGGAGUACCAGCGGCGGCAGCGCAUGGUGGUGCGGCUGCACAGGGAGGCGCUGCAGGCCAUGUGCACCUUCUGGAAGGCGCUGGAGACGCACACCGUGUCCUUCACCAGCCUCAGCAAGGCGCUGGCAAACAUUGAGGCAUCCGUGUCGCAGGCACAAGCGGCGUAUCAUUUGGUGUUGGAGACGUACGGCAACAGCCCUCGUCUCGUACAUUUGUACGGCAGAUUCCUGGAAACGGUGAAGAAUGACCCGUGGGGCGCUGGAGAGUAUUACGCGGAGGCGGAGCGGCUGGAGCAGGCGAAGAAUGAGGACAGCAACGGACCGCUGUUGCCGGAUGGCACCCCUCUGAGCCGCAUGGACGAGCUCACCACGGCGGUGCUGGUGGUGUCCGCCACGGGCGAGAUCCAGAUGGCCAACAAGCAGGCGCACCACAUGUUCGGGUACAAGAAAGGCGACCUGGACGGCAAGUCCAUGGCCGCCCUGCUGGCCCCCCAGAGCAGCCGCCGCCUCACCUCCUGCCUGGCAGCCAUGGUGGAGCGAAGCAUGGAGGGGCAGCUGGGACGCCGCGCCUCCGCCACCGCCGGUGCCCCCGGCGGCACCACCGCCUCGGAUGCCGCCGCAGCGCUCAACGACGCCUCCACUGCUGCGGUGCUGGGCAUGCACCGGGAGCGGAUGGCCUUCCCCAUGCGGGUCUCGCUCACCAAGGCUUCGGGCGCCGGCGAGGACAGUACCUUCAUCGCGCUGCUGGAGCCCGUCAGCACCUCCAAUGACACCUCCUUCUUCUGGGUGGCGCCAAACGGCAUCGUGGCAGCGUGCGACCCGCAGUUCAUCGCAAACUUUGGCUACCAGGCGACCGACGUGUCGGGAGCGCACCUGGAGAGCUUCCUCUCCUGCGGCUCCGCCUCCACCUCCACCCUGCCUGGCGGGGGUGCUGCAGGAGGGGGGGCGGCGGGCAAGGGCGGCAGCGCGGUGCUUCACAGCAUGCUGAGCGGCGUGUCGGUGGACGCCUGGGACAGCGAGCCUGUGGGGGGCGACUUGCUGGGGGGAGGCGGCGCGGGGCGGGGCGCGGGCAAUGCGCAUGUGCUGGACAGGCUGCUGGCGCUCACAGCGGUGGACAGUGUCAGCAAGGGCGGCCCGCAGGGGGCCAUGUGCCUGGUGUCGCACCGCUACAGCACUCCGGUGCCCUGCAUGGCAUCCAUACGACACCUAGACCUGGGCGACGCACCCCUGUUCGAAAUCAAGAUCCGUCGCGCCUCCCCCGACCCCUUCCUCAUGCUCGUCACCGACCGCAAGGGCGCCAUCAAAUUCUCCACACCCCAGCUCGCCGCUGUGCUCACCGCACGAGACCACACGGUUGCCGGCGGGUUGUUCGCGGAGGGCGGCAUGUGCCUCACCUCGCAUGGCGACCACCACAAGGCGGGCAGCCACCACUUGGGCGCCAACCACCACGCUGCCGCGGCGGGGGGGCACCACGCCAUGGGCAGCGCGCAGGGGCUGAUCACGGGUUACACGCUGCAAGACUUCCUGCCGUCGCCAUGGAAGGAGAUGCAUGGCAAGUUGCUCAAGGACCUGAGCACCACCACCACUGCGGGCCGCGCGCAGUGGAGCUGCCGGCAGCAGGCGGGCAGCGGCCCCUCGCUGCAGCUGCACAACACGCACGGGCAGUCGCUGUACAUGCAUGUCAACGUCUCCUCCUCGGACUCGCUGGGGGAGCUGCAGCAUAUUGUGCGGUUCGUGAGGUCCUCCCUGGAGGGCGCGCUGUCAGAGCGGCGGCUGCGGCUGAGUGUGAACUCGGAGGGACGCAUCACGGCGGUCAGUCAGGAGGUCCGACACAUGUUCGGGUUCGACUCCAAACAGAUGGUGGGUCGGCUGCUGUGGGAGGUGGUGGACGGACUCGACCACCAGAUGCUGCUGCGACUGCCCUCCACUGCCAGGCAACACAGCGCGCACAGGGACAACGCGACGUUCUUCGCAUCGCUGCUGGAAAGGGUCCUCCACCUGCCCGCGGGCCGCUCCUGGCGGGUUGCCGUGGCUCCCCCCCUGCAUGCGACCUCCCGCACCGGCGGCGUCAUAGACCACGCCAACGCGGAACUAGCAGCAGCUCAGAGGGCCUCACGCACCCGCGCGGCCGUCAUGCAGAUCCACAUGCCCACUCUGGCGGCUGAAGACAGCGACUCGGAGGACGCAGCUGCGGCCGGGGGCGUGGGUGCUACCGCUGUGAUUGGAGGUGCCGGAGUUGACAGCGUUCCCGGGAUGGGUCCCGCAGGGGUUUCAGCGGCAGCAGCAGCAGCGGAAACGGUAACUCUUGCUGCCCCGCCGCCGGCCAUGUUUGUUGACCUGUGGCCCACGAACAGCGUUUCCGGGGUGCUUGAGUUGGACCCAUUUGGCCGCAUUACAUCGGUGCUGGAGGAGCACUUGCGACCCGCGGGUCUGUUAUUUGGCGUGGCGACGGCGUCGCUGCUUGGGGAGCAGUUGACGCACAUGUUGACGUUGCCGGCCGGGAGGGUGGAUAUCAGCGACCUGCUGUCGGCGAGCGGGCGGAACAAGAAGAGCAGCAUGAAGCAGAACCAGAAGGAACCCACCAUCAAGGUCGGUCCGCUGCACGUGCUGCAAGGCAUGCACUCCGACGGCCAGCCGCUAGAGGUGGAGGUCCAAGUGGUGGGCAAGCCGGGCGGCGGGCAGCCCCUCACCGCACUCCUGCGCCUGCACGCCAAACCCCUCACCCCCGCACCCAUCGCCACACCCCCCGACAUGGCCCUGGUACUGCCACCCCCCGGCGCCGUACGCUCCCUAGCCCCCUCCAUGAUGCCCUCCAUGGUCGCCUCGGAAGCCGCCGCCACCGCCACCUUCACCGCAACCGCAACGGAGCGAGAUCGGGAUCGAGAGCGGCCGCGAACCAGCAGCACCGAUCGCGCCAUGGCGAUGGUAGAAGAAGAGCUGUCACGCAAAAGCGCGGUCAUGAGUCCCGCGCCGGGAACGCCGCUGGCUACGGCGCAACGACAGGCGCUAGCGGCCCAUGGCCCGGGAUCGCAGGGCAGCACCCUGACUAAUGCUGUUGCUGCUGCUGCUGCGGCGGCGGCUGUGGCGGCUGCGGCUGGUGUUGGUCCGGGGAGGUCUGGAUCGGGUGUGGAGCCGCCGAUGCCGCCUGGGGUGGUGUCGGGAUCACCGCGGGGGAGUGCGACGGUGGUGCCCUCGACGUCCCUAGCUAAGCGGGAAGGGUCUGUGACCAGCCCACCACCGCCGCAGCCCCCCGCCGCGCCCACCGCCAUGACCGCCUCCUCUCCCUCGCACUGGAAGGCCACUGCGGUGAUUCGGGUGGGCGACAGUGAUGAUGAUGCCAGCGACAAGGACAGCGGGGAGGCGGAGGAGAGAGGGGGAGGGGGAGAAGGGGGCGGCAUGCAGCAGAUGCCCAGCAGUGCCCCCAAGAGCAUGCAGCGCGUAUCCGACUGGGUGGAGUCCAAGGGCGCCCUCUUCCAGAACUCCGUCUCCGUCAACCCGGGCGGCGGCGGCGGCGGCGGUCUGGGGGGAGCGCUGCGGUCCGAGGGGGCGCUGGGCAGCAAGAGCGACAACGAGGACGAGGAGGACCGGGGUAGUGAGGACGACCUGGUGGUGGUGCCCCGCGGACCCAGCAAGGCGGUCCUGUCAUCCAACAUGGCGUCGGGAAUCAAGAGCGGAGGCAUGGGUGGCGGAAUGGGAGGAGGAGGGUAUCCCGGCUUGGCGGCGAAUAACAACUGGACGACCCGCGAGCGCGCGUCCUUGCGGCCCGAGCCUACCGCCGGCAAUACCGGUGGGGGGUACAUGCCGGCGCAGGAGGAGCCGCGGGCGCAGCAGCAGCAGCUGUUGGAGGCGAAUCUGCCGCGCGGAGGCGGGGGUGGUGGGGGAGGGGGGGGAGGCGAGGCGGGGGGUGGUGCUGACUUUGACGAUGCGGCGAGUAAUGGAGGGCAGAGUGCGAUAUCCGGGCAGUCGGGUGCGAGCAGCAGCUGGGGGAAUGAGUACAAGCGGGGAAAGCGCUUCCGCAACCUGGUCAAACUCAUGGAUUCGAGCCAGGCAGCACAGGUCCUGCAGCGCUUCAAGCGGGGUGCGCUGCUGACCAUGAUUGUGCUGGCGGUGGCGCACACCAUUUGCUUCGGACUCAUCGUGUCCAGUAUCAAGGAGCAGCAGCAGUCCAUGGCCAGUUUGGUGGAGGCGGGGCGCUGCCAGCGCAUGCUACACCAGGUGCUGGUGGCCACUCGAGCGCUGGACCUGAUCUACAAGGGCCGGGCACCAUCCAACCUGUACAGCAUGAAUGACACUGAGACCUUUGCGGAAAACAUCAUGACCUUUGCUGCGGGCGUCAAGGAGUGCAACAACCAAGUUGCGGCCAGCAACCUGAAGCAGCAAAUCAUCCAGGACAUCUACUACUACACGCAGAUGACGGUGUGGACGGCCAACAGCAACGGCACGGACGUGUACACCAACACAACGCUCUGGGACAUGGCCACCAAGGUGUACAUGGCCAGCAAGGACGUCUACCAGAACUACGAGGGCUGGGCGGAGGCGGGGGUCAACAUCAGCUCCACCUCCUCGGGGCAGUUCCUGCUCAAGAGCGGGCCGGACCUCUUCAACGGCUUCAGAAACGUCCUAGACGCGCUGCUCCAGAUCGCGGUCCACAACACCCACACCGUCAACAAUCUGCAGCUAGCCUGCCUGGCCGCGGAGGGGUGCGGCGUGUCGGUGAUGGCUGCGGCGCUGCUGGCCUUCCUGCUGAGGAAGAUGGCGGUGCAGCGGUUCACGCUGUACGGCACCUUUUUGUCCAUCCCGGUGGGGCUUACCCGGGCGCUGGCGCAGCAGCUGACCAACACACCGCUGCUGGAGGAGGAGGAGGACGAUGACGACGAGGAUGGCAUGGAUGAGGGGGCGGAGGGAGACCGGGGACAUGGUCACGGCAUGCACGGCGGCGGUGACACCGGCGGGGGUGGCGACGCCAGCCUCAAGCAGCGCCGCCACGCCACCCUGGAGCCCAGCUCCUCAGAACCCCGCGGCGGCGGCGGAGGGGGCAUGCUGCUGUCACAGUCCCAGCUGCCCUUCGUGGGCUCACCCGGGCCGCACGGCGGGGGGCGGCCUCCGCACCCCCACAUGUCACACAAUGAGAGCACCAACAUGUCGCAAAGCAACUUCACGCUGGGAAGCGGGUUGGGAGGAGUGGGAGGGGGGCUGAGGUCGCCGCCGGUGGCUGCGGGAGGGCUGCGGCCGCUGCGGUGGUGGUCGGGGGUGUGGAGCAGGAUGAUGAGCUGCAUGCCGUGCGUGCGGAGGAGGACUCACGUGUUGCCCUGGGGCGGCGCCGAGAUGCUGUCCCCCUCCGUGGGCCGCUCCACCUCCAUGGGGGGAGGCGGCGGGCACUCAUCCAGCCACCCCUCCCACCACAAGCGCGUACUCAAGGCCGACAGCAACGACAACCUGAAGCUGCUGCUGCCGUUCGUGAUGUGGUCCUGCCUGGUGGUCAUCUUCUACGCGGUGGCGGUGGUGGAGCUGCAGGGCGUGAGCCCGCUGGUGGCGGUGGCGAGUGUGAGCAACUUCAACACGGCUCGGACCUACCGAGCAUGCUUCUUCGCACAGGAGCUGGCUGCCGAGGAGGACGUCAGCAAGCUGGCCGCCCGCCGCGCCACGCUGCUCAAGGUGGGCACCAUGCUGAAGGACGCCUUCUACACGCUGCAGCUGGGCAAGGAGGCGUGGAGGGCGCUGGGCAACGCCACGGAGCAGUUCCCGCUGGUCACCAAGGGCCUCUCCUACGAGACCACCGCCAUGCAGCGCCUCUUCUACUCCAACACCGGCUGCCUGCGCCAGGUGCCGAACCUGCCCUGCCCCGGCCCCUCCUACCGCUUCUACGAGGUGACGCAUGCGGGCCUGGACAGCAUCAUGCAGAACUACCUGAGUCAUGUGAUGGGGAUGGCGCACGAGGUGUACGACACCCGCCUGGGGCUGGCUAACCCGAGGUUGGACUUCAUAUACAACGUGGGAACCAAGGACCUGACUGACGCCAACGUGCAAGUGGGUCAGCUGCACUUCGAGCACAUCCGGGCGCUGUUCAGCCAGAUCCUGCUGCUGCACAUCAUCCUGUUCGUGCUGCUGUGGUUCUUCCUUGUGGGCUUCCUGGGGCUGCUGCUCAACCCGCUGAUCACACGGUUCAUGCGGGAGAAACGUCGCAUCGCCGAGCUCAUGAGUCAGCUGCCCCUCGAACUAGACGUGGAGAAGCUCGUUAAGGCAGCUCUCGGAGCCUCCAACGGGGAAGCUGGCGGCGCUGCAGGCGCUGCCGGCGGUGCCGCAGGCGCCUCCGCUCCCAAUGGCAGCGUGUCCCCGGGUCCCGACGGCUCCAUGCACCCCGGCCUGCCUCCGGGCGCUGAACACCAGAGCCAUGCGGACGCGGCGCGGGCGUGGAAGAUGGUGCUACGGUCCGCCUCCGCAACCGUGGCGCAGUCCAAGGAGCGGCGGACGUCGGCGUUGGGGCUGGCGGCGGCUCCGUCGAUGAUGCAGGGCGAGCGGCGCGCUUCCAUGAUGGGUCUGCCCGCCACGGGAUCGGUGGUGGCGCGGUAGGGGGGAGGUAUGGGGCAGGGCGGCGUGGAGGUGUGAGGGUGAGGGUGGAGGUUAGGAUGAGGAGGCUGCUGAGAUGAGGCAGCAGGGGUGCGAUGGUGUUAUGGCAGGUUAUGGAGGUGCAUAGCAAAUUCCUCACAAGGGAAAUCAGUGUGGGUAAUAUUAAACGUACGUGUUCAAAUGAUCGCCGCAGCAGGGGUGUGAUUGGCCGUGUGGGCAUGAACCCCUCCUGCGCGCGCUGUGAGACUUCUGCCUUCGAAGCCCCCAUGUGAUAUGCCGUUUUAGUAGCGUAAGGGGAUGGUGGUGAUAUGGUAAAACGGUUCUAUAGGCAUUGCGGUAGUGCUGGUGGAUAUGGAUUUCGGUUGUAGUGGCGCGUGAUUGGACACUGGUGUGUGCGGUUUGGUGUGAUGCAUCUGUCUGGGUCAUGCAGCUCUCCUCUGGGAGGACCAGCACAGGGAGGAGUAUUGCGACAGGGGGGCAGGCACGCACACGCGCCCCUCCUCCUGCAUGCGUUAUUGUGUAUGUAUGUGUGUGUACUAGUACUGCACAUGCUGGGGCCCCGCCCUCUUGUGCUGUGCGGGCCCUGCAUAGCUGUGCACGAGUUCCCUAGCCGUUUCCACUUGCUGGCUAUUGGCAGAGCGUCAUCUGCUGAAGCGUGUUGGGUGCGGUCUACCCGUCACCGAAAGCCUUCAUCGUAUGUUUUCAGGUGUUGGGUGCACUGGGUAUUCUUCUGAUGGCGCCAUCAUGCGGGGUCUUUACGCCGCCGCGUUUGUGCUGCUGCGUUUACUUUGGACGUUGUCGAAGUCACUUCUUGACUAGGUAUAACUCGGUAUUGCCAACUGCUGCUGCUCCAGGGAACAACGCAGCACACACUCUGUUCGGCGCCCAGCUUGCUGCAUGUGUGUGCUUGCCAGCUGGUGUGCUGUCGAUGUGGAUUAUCCCUCGCAUUGUGGCUGUUGUGGGUUACAAUUCUGCGUUGGUGGGUGGCUGCGGUGCAUUCGGACGAGUCGGUAUUGCUGUGUGUGUGUUAAGAAAACUGACCGCUGGGAGCAAGAACGUAUACUGGACGGUUUGUGUGUUUCACACGACACGACACGACAAGUGCGUCAAGCCAGGUGGCUGGGGGGCGAGCCUUGAAAUCUGGCGGGAAACUGGAAUCAACGACUUGUGUGGUGUUUUGCACGGAUGGGGGCCGCAGUUAGACCCCUCCCCCCGGGGCAGUGCGGGCUGGCAUCUUUGUGUUUGCUGCCAUCACACGCGCCUGGGUGGAGGAACAUGCGUGUAUGUGUUUGCAUGCAUGUGCGAUGUCGGCUGCUGAGAAACGGGAAAAGCGAGAACGGCUUUUUUUGUACUUGAACAAAUCUAUAUUCAUUGGAACGGCACACAGGCUUUUUGUGCAGUCGGUGUGUAGUCGGUGAGAUGGUGACGCGCACGCCGGUAGUGCGGGACCUGUAGUGGCUGUGACUACCGUGCGUGUAGUGUCAUGGGUCCAUGACACUUGUCCGCACCCCGGAUUUGCGAACACCGGAUUCGUGGGUGCGCUGCUGGGCAGAUACCAUUUACCGGCUAGUCACUGUACUGCGGCUGUUCUCUCCUUUCUCAUGUGUGUUUGUAUUGGGGAAAGCUGCAAACAUUACGAUAUAAAACAAAACACUUGCUUUCACGGAUAAUAUAGCAUCGCCGGGAGGCGUGAGGGCGGAUUAUGAUGAGGUCCCCUUUCCUCACAUGCAGCUUUGUAGCUGUGUGCUACGCUUAUGCGCUGUUGCACUCGAGAUUGUCUCGGCUUUCCUGACCACGCAUAUAGCGCCCGAAAACGUCACAAAACGUCGAUGGCUGUUGUUACGUUGUCACCCUUCAUUCCUUACUGGCUGUGGUGUUGUGAGUGGUGUCAAACGGAAAGGUGCUGUGGGUAUUGUUUGUUACUGUUGUUGCAUUAAAGGCGUGUACGGUAGCCGUAGCAGUAAAAAACGUUCAUCAGGCAUGGUUUCUUUCUAAGCCCAUGCCACUGUUGGCGGCGUACAAAGCAGCUUGCCAUACAGGUUUUGCGUCAUUGCGCGUGAUAGAGGGCGCAUGCAAACAGGGUGAUGGUGGUGGUGGUGGUGUAAUCAGUCCUUAGCGCUAUGGGCAUGCGCGAUGCCGGACAGGGGCACCGGGCCGCGUGUGUGCGUGUAAAGGUUAGCUAGCACUGGAUUCGUAACAAGAUGUGUAAACAGAGUGUCGG
Molecule: messenger RNA, 10755 nt
Organism: Astrephomene gubernaculifera
Lineage: Eukaryota; Viridiplantae; Chlorophyta; Chlorophyceae; Chlamydomonadales; Astrephomenaceae
Source: the annotation of a GenBank genome assembly